AUGGAGGGCAUCAGAGUGGUGUUGAAGAGGAAGUUCUCUGCAUCUCAGUUCUGGAACGACUGUAGAAAACACAAUGUGACGGUGAUCCAGUACAUUGGCGAGACCAUGCGCUACCUCUGCAACACACCCAAGGCAGAGAAUCAAUGUGUGAACAAUGUGCGGAUAGUGAUCGGGAACAGUAUUCGUGCCAACACAUGGAUAGAGUUCCUGCAGCGUUUUGGACAUGUACGGAUUUGUGAGUUUUAUGGCGCCACAGAGGGAAACAUCGGCUUUAUGAACUAUACUGGGAAAAUUGGAGCUAUUGGACGAAUGAGUGUGUUUGUAAAGAUAGCUGAACUCUUUGCUCUUCUUAUGUAUGAUACUGAGAGUGAAAAACCAGUCAGAGAUUCCAGAGGUUUCGGUAUGGAGGUUGUUACAGGUGAGACAGGCCUGCUAGUGGCUAAGAUCUCUAAAGUGGCUCCGUUUAGUGGCUAUGCAAACAACCAACAGCAGACAGACAAGAAGACACUGAGGAACGUGUUUCAGGAGGGAGAUGUGUACUUUAACAGUGGAGACCUCAUGAGAGUUGACCGGGAGGGCUUCGUCUAUUUCCAGGACCGAACUGGGGAUACUUUCAGGUGGAAGGGAGAGAAUGUUGCUACCACUGAAGUCACUGAUAUUUUAAUCAUGCUUGAUUUCAUCGAGGAGUCAAAUGUCUAUGGAGUCAAAGUGCCAGGUCACGAAGGUGGAAUAGGAAUGGCUGCUGUGAGGUUGAGAGAGGGGAUGGCUUUUGAUGGCUCUGUCAUGCAUCAACACGUGGAGAGCUACCUGCCUGCAUACAGCAGACCACGUUUCAUUAGGAUCCAGAGGGCGAUGAACAUCACCAGCACCUUUAAACAAAUGAAGGUGAAGCUGGCUGAGGAGGGAUUCAACCCAAAGACCAUCCAGGACCCACUUUACUUCCUGGAUGAUGAGAAGAAGACUUACAUGGCUAUGAUGGAGGACAUUUUCAGUUCCAUCUGUGACGGAAGACUGAGAUUAUAA
Electrophorus electricus (electric eel) is the source of this 1023-nucleotide messenger RNA. The record is from RefSeq and is a predicted model, not a curated record. NCBI's taxonomy places the organism in Eukaryota, Metazoa, Chordata, Actinopteri, Gymnotiformes, Gymnotidae.